Messenger RNA from Morchella importuna, 2577 nucleotides. RefSeq lists its product as uncharacterized. The transcript has 5 exons. NCBI's taxonomy places the organism in Eukaryota, Fungi, Ascomycota, Pezizomycetes, Pezizales, Morchellaceae. The record is from RefSeq and is a predicted model, not a curated record. The coding region runs from base 1 to 2577 and encodes 858 amino acids. Gene Ontology annotation, cellular component: mitochondrion. Gene Ontology annotation, molecular function: carnitine O-acetyltransferase activity. Gene Ontology annotation, biological process: carnitine metabolic process.
AUGGCACCUUCAAAGGCCGCAACCUCUGCUCCUGCUCCUGCUCCUGCUCCCGCACCAAAGGUCAUUGUGAUGCCCAAAUCGCUCAACGAGUCGCUCGCGUCCACAUCGCCGCCCAUGUCGACCGCCUCCUCCAUAAGAGAACCUAUUGCGCGGCCCUCGCCCACCGCGGGGUCAACGUUCGCAUACCAGGACGGCCUACCAAAGCUGCCCAUCCCGGAGCUAGCGGACACGUGCAGGAAGUAUCUGGAUGCCGUACGGCCGCUUCAAACGGACAGAGAGCAUCAGGAGACGAAGGCCGCCGUGAGGGAGUUUUUGAAGACGGAUGGGCCCGAGCUGCAUGAGAGGUUGAAGAAGUAUGCGAGCGGGAAGAGCAGCUAUAUCGAACAGUUUUGGUACGAUUCGUACUUGAACUACGAUAAUCCCGUUGUUCUCAACUUGAACCCUUUUUUCCUACUGGAAGAUGACCCAACACCGGCACGUAAUAACCAGGUUACGAGAGCGGCUUCUUUGGUAGUGUCGGCACUGUCUUUCGUCAGGGCUCUUCGUAAGGAAGAACUUCCGCCGGACAAGGUCCGCAACACCCCACUCUGCAUGUACCAAUAUCCACGCAUCUUCAGCACUGCCAGAAUUCCCACAGAAAAUGGAUGUGAAAUGCACUCAGACCCUUCAGCACGCCACAUCGUUGUCAUGUGCCGUUCUCAAUUCUACUGGUUCGACGUCUUGGAUGACAACUCGGACCUGAUCAUGACCGAGAAGGACCUUGCCCAAAACCUCCAAGCCAUUGUCGAAGACGCAGAGACAAUCCCGAUACAAGAGGCCGCCAAGAAUGCUCUAGGAGUUCUCUCCACCGAGAACCGAAGGAUCUGGGCCCAUCUCCGUGAUGUCUUGACCACCGAUUCCAACAACGUUGAAUGCCUAAGAAUCGUUGACACCGCCAUCUUUGUGCUGUGUCUCGACUCGACAUCACCAAAGUCCGGUUCCGAGCUGAGCAUGAACAUGCUCUGCGGUACCAAUGUGGUCGAGAAGGGUGUCCAGAUCGGUACCUGCACAAACCGCUGGUACGACAAACUGCAGAUCAUUGUCUGCAAGAACGGAACUGCGGGUAUCAACUUUGAGCACACCGGUGUUGACGGCCACACGGUCCUGAGAAUGGCCAGUGAUGUCUACACCGACACCAUCCUGCGAUUUGCCAGAACUAUCAACGGAAACGCACCCAGCCUGUGGGCAUCCACCUCACCAGACCCAAGCAAGCGUGACCCGUCUAGCUUUGGAGAUGUCUGCAUCACUCCCCACAGAUUGGAGUGGACCAUGGUCCCCGAGGUCUCCUUUGCGCUCCGUUUCGCAGAGACCAGACUCGCCGAUUUGAUCCAGCAGAACGAGUUCGAAGUGCUCGAGUUCGAGGGCUACGGGAAGAACUUUAUUACAUCCAUGGGCUUCUCCCCCGACGCCUUCGUGCAGAUGGCCUUCCAAGCCGCCUACUACGGCCUCUACGGCCGCGUCGAGAGUACCUACGAGCCCGCCAUGACCAAGAUCUUCGCCCACGGCCGCACCGAAGCCAUCCGCACCGUCUCGGACGAAUCCGUCGAGUUUGUCCGCAAAUUCUGCGAGAACGCCCCCGCGCGCGAGAAGCUCGAUGCCCUCAAGAAGGCCUGCGUCCGCCACGUUGCCCUCACAAAGGAAUGCGCAAAGGGUCUCGGCCAGGACCGCCACCUCUACGCCAUGUUCUGCGUGUGGCAGCGCGGCCUCGACGAGGAGUCGCAGUCCCAUUUUGGCACCGACGCUUCCUCUCUCAACGGCAUCAGCAGCGAUGGCUACGGCUCCUCCCCCGUCGACGGGCCCUUCGAGCCCGGCAGCCCUGGCCUCAUCAACGGCAGCAACCAGGUCCGCCCCCGCAGCUUCUCCGACACCAGUUCCAUCUCCGGCUCCGCUCGCGACACAGUGCAAAAGCCCACCCAGAGCAUCCCCGGCAUCUUCUCCGACGCUGGCUGGGACAAGAUCAACAACACCAUCCUCAGCACCAGCAACUGCGGCAACCCCUCGCUACGCCUCUUCGGCUUUGGCCCCACCUCCGGCGACGGCUUCGGCAUCGGAUACAUCAUCAAGGCCGACAGCAUCUCCAUCAGCGUCAGCAGCAAGCACAGACAGACAAAGCGCUUCGUCGACACCCUCCAGAGCUACUUCCUCGAGGUCCGCCACAUGCUGCGGCAGACGCAGCGCCGCGCCACGAACUCCGCGGGCACCCGUGCGCGGGAGGCAGAGCAGAACACGGAGGCGGCCAACGCGGCGCGCGCGGCGGCGACCCUGCGCUCACGGAAUAGGUCGGGAAGGGCGGUCGGGACGCCGAAGGGGAACUUGAGGCCGAACUUGAAUGGCGGCGUGUCGGAUGAUAGCCAUAGUGUGACGAGUAAGGAGGAGAGCGACGGCGAGGGAGGUAUGUUGGGUGGGUAUGGGUAUUUCGAUUCGGGGAGUGUUAAGCAUCUUCUCAACACCGAGGAGCACCGGAAGCAGGCGGAGCUGAAGGCGGCGGGGUUCUCGAAGAGGGCGGUUGGGAGGAAGCUGAGGCUGGCUGAGUACUAG